UCAUCUGCGACAAAAAGUGUGUUGUUUCAUUACCGCUGUUGUUCUUCCUUUGUUCAAGGCAUGUUCAGUGGCCAAAAGAGUUCACUGGCAUGGCCCAUGCACAUGAUCCUUCUCGAGCAUUUAUAGCAGAGGAAUCUGCCUCUCCUUCCACCUCAAGCAUCCAAAUUCCAUAAACAAGCAUAAGAGGAGAAGCGCUAUCUCCAAUCCUUCCUACUCAAAGAAGAAGAAAGGUUGGUCAUGAGGGCACUGAGCCUUUUGCCUUUCCUUCCUGUGCUGCUGCUGCUGCUGAGUCCUCCACAGAGCCACCGUGUUGAGGCCUCUGAUGGAUUCGUCAGGGCCAAGGGACUGCACUUUGAGCUCAAUGGCAACCCCUUCUAUGCCAACGGCUUCAAUGCCUACUGGCUCAUGACGCUGGCCGCAAACCCCUCUCUCAAAGACAAGGUUUCCUCUGCCUUCCGCGAGGCUUCCGGCCAUGGCCUCUUGGUAGCAAGAACUUGGGCUUUCAGUGACGGCGGCAGCAAUGCCUUGCAGUACUCCCCUGGCUCCUACAAUGAGCAAACUUUCAAGGGGCUGGAUUUUGUGGUGUCCGAGGCCAAAAGAUACGGGAUCAAGCUCAUCUUGAGCUUCGUCGAUAACUACGACAGUUUUGGAGGAAAGAAGCAGUAUGUCCAAUGGGGAAGAGAACAGGGACAAUACAUUGCAUCAGAUGAUGAGUUCUUCACAAACCCAGUCGUCAGAGGGUUUUACAAGAACCAUAUCAGGGUAAAUUUAUUUUUCUGUUCAUCAAUUAGUGACGUAUCUGAACACAGAUCCGAACAAAUAUCCAUGGUAUUCACUUUUCAGGCCGUGCUCACAAGAGUUAACACCAUCACUGGAGUCGCUUACAAGGAUGAGCCUACCAUUUUUUCCUGGGAGCUAAUGAACGAGCCCAGAUGCCAAUCAGAUCUCUCAGGAAGAACUAUUCAGGCAUGGAUUACGGAGAUGGCUGCUCAUGUGAAAUCCAUAGACAGCAACCACUUGCUCGAAGCUGGUUUGGAGGGAUUCUACGGCACAUCCUCGUCUGAAAGACAAUUCAAUCCCGGCGUAGAAAUUGGAACCGAUUUCAUCCAGAAUAAUCAAAUUCCCAACAUCGAUUUCGCCACCAUCCACUCGUAUCCCGAUCAAUGGUUGUCGUCCUCCGACGACCGAUCUCAGCUGGCGUUCCUGAACAAGUGGCUCGACGUGCACAUCCGCGACGCCAGCUCCGUGCUCCGGAAGCCGCUGCUGAUCACGGAGUUCGGUAAGUCGCAGAAGGACCCCGGGUUCAGCAUCGACCAGAAGGACACCCUGUUCAGGACCGUGUACUCCAAGGUGUACUGGUCGGCUAGGACGGGCGGCGCCGCCGCCGGAGGGCUGUUCUGGCAGCUGCUCACCGAGGGGAUCGACUCGUACGGCGAUGGGUACCAGGUGAUCAUGGGGGAGGCGAGCUCGACGGCACGGCUCAUCACUGCGCAGUCGAGGCAGCUGCGUAACCUCGGGAAGAUGUACGCGCGGCAGCGGAACAUCGCAAGGAUGAAGAGGGCGAAGGCGGUAAGGGAGCAGCAGAGGAGGACCGGCAACAACGUUGGCAACUAAAUUACCGACGGCGGAGAAUUAGCAGCAGCAGCAGAAGCUUGGAAGUCUCUUCGAGAUGAAGCGGUUUCAUCCGGGAGAAAACUAAAUAAAUUUUGAAUAUAUUUAGGUAAAUUGCGAGAAGUGAUAUAUAUAUAUAUAUCUCGAUAUGUUUAGCAAAAUGUUUGCUAUGAUCUCUCUAAGAGAGCACCGAUAAGUGACGAUGACAUCUUUGUUUUAUGUUUUUUUUAUAUUUAUUUUUUAUAUUGCAUUGA
This is a messenger RNA of Zingiber officinale, 1865 nucleotides long. Its product is annotated as mannan endo-1,4-beta-mannosidase 1-like. Lineage: Eukaryota; Viridiplantae; Streptophyta; Magnoliopsida; Zingiberales; Zingiberaceae. Bases 238 to 1614 code for a protein of 458 amino acids. The transcript is spliced from 4 exons. The record is from RefSeq and is a predicted model, not a curated record. Gene Ontology annotation, molecular function: hydrolase activity, hydrolyzing O-glycosyl compounds.